GUGGAACUAAAAUUCCAGGGGCUGUGGGGGAAUAUUUUGGUGUGACCGUCUAGCUCUAUAUAAGGCCAGUCCUGAGCAAGGAGUGUUACAGUUUUGUCUUCCUAAGUCACAGGUUGUGUUGCUGGGCACCCCUCCCUCUACCUUGUAAUCAAGCACUCUUGUGCAUGGUGUAAAGCUUUAAACAUGGGGAACAACCAAAGCAAGCCAAGUGUCUGUGUGCUUGAGCUAGAAAACCAAAGCGCUCUAAGGGAGAAAACCUGUAAGAUCUUCAAGAAACAGCUUACCAGUACGAUUUCAUCUGAUGUGGCACAAAUGAAAGAGAACUUCCAUUGUGCUGAAGGCAACAUGGGCCAGAUUGUUCCAAAGGAGGAUGAAAAUGAAACCUGGUUACGAUAUGAAGUGACGAAGACACAAGUUCCACGCGGUAAGACAUCUUUCUCUUUCCAAAUGCUUUCGCUUUCAGAAAACUCUGGCUCUGCAAAGUCUGGGAUUUUAGAGGAGGCUGAAAUGGCUCCAAGUCUUAAUGUUCCUGAGGAAAUCAUGGUGGAAGCUGAAACUCGGGCUACAGAAUUGGACUUGAAGUGCAAGAACCAAUCACCUGCGCAGGCAGGCAGGCUGCAUGUUGUAGGCCAAGCUGUUGGCGAUCCCUCUGAGAUAUCGGAACGUGCCCCUCUUGGGGUUCCACCACAUCCUUGCACAGCGAUUGAGGGAGAGACCAUCCUGGAGCCUUUCCAAAGAGAGCCUGUGUCAGUGAGUGAGUUAUGGAAGGGCACAGAUAUCCAUGGCCCUGUUGAGAUGGAUGACCCCCUUUCAAAUGAGCAGGUGGCUGUAAGCAUUGUUCCAGGGAAGGCUCCAGUCGCUGCUGCUAAGGAACAGCCAACUGCCCAAAGACAAGGUGGCAAAACCUCCUCUGAAGAGGCCCCGAGGAUGAUGGCAGGGGCUCCUCCUGACCUAGUGAUGGCAGAGGGGCACUGCAGCAUGGAGACUGCCCCACAGACAAAGCAACUGGCUGAGGGCCAGCAUGGUGCAGAAUCUGAUUUUCCUGCAGCAGGGACUGAGCCUUGGCUGGCUACAGAAACUAAUGGAAAGGUGACUGAAGGCUGCUCUGCUGCUGAGAACAUGGGAGAAAACAAAGGGGUUCCAGACACUCAGCUGAAGAUGUCACGGACUGAGGCCCAGCAAGUUACACCAAGGAAAGCAGAAGAUGAAGGCAUGGCUGCAGGGUGUGUUGCAGCAGAGAUAUUUCAAAAGAGUGAAAUGGAGUCUACACUUGCCCAACAAAUUCUAGGUGGUACUUGGGAGAGGCCAAAUGGUGAUGCCAAGUUCUUGGGUGCGCCACAGAAUGAUGGGGCCAACAGCUGCCGAGGCCAUGACGCGGGAGGCAUAUCCCACUUUAUUGGUUGCGCAAGAGACUGUGGCCCAACAUCAUGUGGCUGCUGCAGAAGUGACCAUCAUGCAGCCUGGGAACUACUGGAGCAACAGAGGAUGUAAUCAUUAAACUUGGUGACACCUGUCUUGAUCUGCCAGCUGUAGACGUGAUUGAGGCACAGCUUGGUCUAGAUAUACAACUGCUGCUCUCAAGAGUCUCCAAGACGAUAUUGAAGAUGGUCUCUGAAUCAAGAUGCUGAAGCUGUUACAGCAACUAUUGAAAAGGACUCUGCAAAGAUUUGAUCUAGUGCCCUGGAAACUCAAGAGGCUAGAGAAACCUGAUGUGAAAAAACAAGGACACAGUUGAGUCUUCUAUACACUCUCCACUGAGGAGGAGGAGUAUGUUGAUGCACCAAUUAGUAGUAAGGCUAGUAGACAUUGAAGCUAUUCCCAUGAUCAGGUGAAACCGUGGCAGCUCACGAGUAGACCCCCGACCGGGAGGCUUAAAAGCAGCCUUCCGGCUCGGGGGUCUCUCCAGCUCUCCCCACAAACCCUAACCAGGCUCUUCUUACUGAUUGUGAGAAGAGCCUCAUUAUGGUGCCAUCUGACAUGACUUCCAACAUUUAGUGCCCAAAUCCAUGGAAGCCCCCAGAACUUAAUUCCUAUGACUGUCCAACACCACUAGAUUGAAGCAACUCAUCUUCCAACAUUUGACUAAAAUUCUGAUGCAGUGCUUUGUUGCUACUGUAGUGUACUUCUUAGUGCUCUUUCAUGGCACAACUACUAAAAUGGGAAGAAAAAAUCCUUGCAUCUACAGUUAUUAGGCCAGGGGUAGGUAACCUUGGCUCUCCAGCUGUUCAACUACAGCUCCCAUAAUCCUCGGCAACAUGACGGAGUUGUAGUUCAACAGCUGGAGAGCCAAGGUUGCCUCCCGCUGUGUGAGGGCAAUCAAAUUGAUUGAGUGUGGAGCUGGUCUCCAAACGAUGACUCAAAGCUUUUAAAUGGAUUUUAGAAUGUCAUGGUUUUUUAAAAAACUGUUUGCUACUUUCCCAUGCCCUUUGUAACAGUCACUUGCCAUCUUCACUCUUCUGGUGCAGGGAUAACAAACGCUGCUCUGCAUGGGCAUAACAAAUUGUGGCUCUCACUGCAUUUAAUUGGGGGGGGGGGGGUUAAUGUUCUUGGUGUUCAUCUGCAGUUGAGAUCAUGCAGCUGUCAAAAUAUAGAAAGCACCACCCUCUUUAAUUUAGUGUAUUAAAAGUGCCUUGGAAUCCUGCAGACCAUUAGCAAUGAAAAGAAAUUAUGGUACUUUCUCAAGUGGUAAUAAACAGCCUGAUUUGA
Molecule: messenger RNA, 2706 nt
Organism: Hemicordylus capensis (graceful crag lizard)
Lineage: Eukaryota; Metazoa; Chordata; Lepidosauria; Squamata; Cordylidae
Exons: 2
Coding region: 184-1491 (435 amino acids)
Source: RefSeq, a predicted model, not a curated record